AUGUCCUCUCAUCCCGAGGGCUGUGUCAUUAUCACUUUGACGGAUGAGGAGACGACGGAUGAGGUCACACGGCUGGAGAACGGCACGUUUGGCCACGAAGAUGUGUGUGUGUUUAAGUGCUCGGUGUCCCGAGAGACAGAGUGCAGCCGCGUGGGCAAGCAGUCCUUCAUAAUCACCCUGGGCUGCAACAGCGUCCUCAUCCAGUUCGCCACUCCCAAUGAUUUCUGUUCCUUCUAUAACAUCCUGAAAACCUGUCGGGGCCACACCCUGGAGCGGUCGGUGUUCAGUGAGCGCACAGAGGAGUCCUCCGCCGUGCAGUAUUUCCAGUUUUACGGCUACCUGUCCCAGCAGCAGAACAUGAUGCAGGACUACGUGCGGACAGGCACCUACCAGCGCGCCAUCCUGCAGAACCACACGGACUUCAAGGACAAGAUCGUUCUGGACGUGGGCUGUGGCUCUGGCAUCCUCUCGUUUUUCGCCGCCCAGGCCGGGGCGAGGAAGAUCUACGCAGUGGAGGCCAGCACCAUGGCCCAGCACGCAGAGGUCUUGGUGAAGAGUAACAACCUCACUGAGCGCAUCGUGGUCAUCCCCGGGAAGGUGGAGGAAGUCUCGCUCCCCGAGCAGGUGGACAUCAUCAUCUCGGAGCCCAUGGGCUACAUGCUCUUCAACGAGCGCAUGCUCGAGAGCUACCUCCACGCCAAGAAAUACCUGAGGCCGGGGGGAAACAUGUUCCCCACCAUUGGUGACGUCCAUCUGGCACCCUUCACGGAUGAACAGCUCUACAUGGAGCAGUUCACCAAGGCCAACUUCUGGUACCAGCCAUCCUUCCAUGGAGUGGACCUGUCAGCCCUCCGAGGCGCUGCAGUGGACGAGUAUUUCCGGCAGCCUGUGGUGGAUACGUUUGACAUCCGGAUCCUGAUGGCCAAGUCUGUCAAGUACACGGUGAACUUCUUAGAAGCCAAAGAAGGAGAUUUGCACAGGAUAGAAAUCCCAUUCAAAUUCCACAUGCUGCAUUCCGGGCUAGUUCACGGUCUGGCUUUCUGGUUCGACGUUGCCUUCAUCGGCUCCAUAAUGACAGUGUGGCUGUCCACGGCCCCGACGGAGCCCCUGACCCACUGGUACCAGGUCCGGUGCCUGUUCCAGUCACCACUGUUCGCCAAGGCCGGGGACACGCUCUCAGGGACAUGUCUGCUUAUUGCCAACAAAAGACAGAGCUAUGACAUCAGUAUUGUGGCCCAGGUAGACCAGACGGGCUCCAAAUCCAGUAACCUCCUGGAUCUGAAAAACCCCUUCUUCAGAUACACAGGCACGACGCCCUCGCCCCCACCCGGCUCCCACUACACGUCCCCCUCGGAGAACAUGUGGAACACGGGCAGCACCUACAACCUCAGCAGCGGGAUGGCCGUGGCUGGGAUGCCGACCGCCUACGACCUGAGCAGUGUUAUUGCCGGCGGCUCCAGCGUGGGCCACAACAACCUGAUUCCUUUAGCCAACACGGGGAUUGUCAAUCACACCCACUCCCGGAUGGGCUCCAUAAUGAGCACGGGGAUUGUCCAAGGUAACGGCGGGCGGCGGGAGCGGGGUCCCGCGGGUGGAAAGCAGAGGCCUUAG
Messenger RNA from Puma concolor (puma), 1611 nucleotides. NCBI's taxonomy places the organism in Eukaryota, Metazoa, Chordata, Mammalia, Carnivora, Felidae. The record is from RefSeq and is a predicted model, not a curated record.